Messenger RNA from Penicillium coprophilum, 1326 nucleotides. Its product is annotated as endonuclease/exonuclease/phosphatase family protein. Gene Ontology annotation, cellular component: cytoplasm. The record is from RefSeq and is a predicted model, not a curated record. Gene Ontology annotation, molecular function: sphingomyelin phosphodiesterase activity. Lineage: Eukaryota; Fungi; Ascomycota; Eurotiomycetes; Eurotiales; Aspergillaceae. The coding region runs from base 1 to 1326 and encodes 441 amino acids. The transcript has 3 exons.
AUGAAAACCAUCCUCCUAAGCGUGCUCUUACCGACAUUAGCCAACGCAGCGACAACAAGCGGUAAAUUCACUGCGCUAAGCUUCAACGUCGCAGGUCUGCCAUCAAUCUUCCAAUCGAACGAUGUCAAUGGCACAAAACCUGAAAAUGCCAAGCAGCUCGGCACCUACUUCUCUCAGUAUGGCUACGAUAUCAUCAAUAUGCAGGAGGAUUUCAAUUAUCAUGCCUACAUCUAUGAAACAGACAAGCAUGCCUACCGGACCGCUACCUCCGGCGGCGCAGCCAUCGGAAGUGGCCUGAACACCAUCUCCAACCACGACUGGGUAGAUUUCACUCGCGUGAAAUGGAACACGUGCUCCGAUGCAUCUGGCGCAGACUGUUUGACCCCGAAGGGCCUCACAUUUAUGCGCUGGAAUCCAGCCGAUGGAGUCUAUGUCGACUUCUACAACAUCCAUGCCGACGCGGGAACCGAGGCAAAAGAUGAGACUGCCAGGAAUUCCAACUUGCAGCAAGUCGCAGAUUACAUUGACACCUGGUCAACUGGUAACGCUGUUGUAGUCAUGGGCGAUACGAACAGUCGAUACACGCGCGCCGAUGACACAGGAAUCCGGGUCUUCAAGUCCCAGAAUAAUCUAGCUGACUCUUGGGUUGAGCUUGAGAAAGAUGGCGUUUAUCCCACAGCUGGGGCAGAUGCCCUGCUAUGCGACAACCCGUCUGCUGUUCAGACCUGCGAGACGGUUGAUAAAGUGUUGUACCGGGGUUCUGAUGUUCUGACGCUCAAGGCAGACAGCUUCGUCUAUGACGGUGGGAAGUUCACAAACACUGACCCCAAGUAUCUGGGCCAGAUUCUUUCCGAUCAUAACCCGAUUCUUGUGAACUUUACCUGGUCGCUUUCGUCGUCGCUGCGACAAAGCCAGUUCUCGGGUGGUCCGCAUGGGAAGUGGUUUAAUGAUCUGCCAAGUAUUCCUUCGUCGCCUGCUGUUUCUGUGAUUACUUUCUCUGGUGCGAAGAGGCUGGAUGCUGUUGCUUUGACAUUGAAGGAUGGCACAUCGUUUAGCCACGGAGGAACUGGUGGCACUAAGGUCUCUCUUACCCUGGACUCUGGGGAGUAUUGGACGGAGACCAAGCUCUGUACUGGGCAGUACAAAAGCCAUACUCGCAACUUCUAUAUCAAGGCUACUACUAGUGCUGGUAGGAUCUUAGAGGCAGGUACCUCGACUGAUAAUUGUCAGACUUUUACUGCCCCCGAUGGCUUUGCGGUUGUGGGUUUCAUGGGACAAGCCGCGGACGAGGUUGAUCAAUUGGCUUUGAUAUAUGCGGCCUAUUAA